UUUUACUUCGUGUCACAAGAUAAGACAAAAAAAACAUUGUUAGAAGUAUUUCAAACUCGCGCGUUAUUUUAUAUCGAAAGACGUGCUUAGCGUUGAUCAGUGGAAUUUUGGGAAAUGGUGCUAACAGUGUGGAUAUGGUGCUUUCUUGUGUCGGCAAGUCAAGUGGUAAUAGCUUUGGAAAAUGGAUUAGCUAAGACACCACCCAUGGGGUGGUUAGCCUGGGAAAGAUUUAGAUGUAAUACUGACUGCAAAAACGAUCCUGACAAUUGUAUAAGUGAUCAACUAUUUCGAACAAUGGCAGACAUUGUUGUAGCAGAUGGUUAUGCAGCAGUAGGAUAUGAAUAUAUUAAUAUAGAUGAUUGUUGGUUAGAGAAAGACAGAAAUUAUAAUGGUCAAUUGGUCCCAGAUAGGAAACGUUUCCCAUAUGGCAUGAAAAAUUUAGCUGAUUAUAUACAUUCAAAAGGACUUAAAUUUGGAAUUUACGAAGAUUUUGGCAAUUACACAUGUGCUGGUUAUCCUGGAGUAAUUGGAUAUCUAGAAACUGAUGCAUUGACCUUUGCAUCUUGGGAUGUAGAUUAUGUAAAACUUGAUGGGUGUUAUGCACAUCCAUCAGAAAUGGAUAGAGGAUAUCCAGAAUUUGGAUUCUAUCUAAAUCAAACAGGCAGACCUAUGAUAUAUUCAUGCAGUUGGCCUGUUUAUCAAAUUUAUGCUGGUAUGCAGCCAAACUUUACUGCAAUAAUAGAACAUUGCAAUCUCUGGAGAAAUUUUGAUGACAUACAAGAUUCUUGGAACAGUUUAGAAAGUAUUAUUGAUUAUUAUGGAAAUAAUCAGGAUUCUAUUGUACCAAAUGCUGGACCUGGACACUGGAAUGAUCCUGAUAUGUUAAUUAUUGGUAACUUUGGUUUAAGUUAUGAACAAAGUAAAACGCAAAUGGCUCUAUGGGCUAUUUUAGCUGCACCUUUGUUAAUGUCUGUUGAUCUUCGAACAAUCAGACCAGAAUAUAAAGCUAUUUUACAAAACAAAAAAAUAAUUGCUGUGGAUCAAGAUCCACUUGGUAUACAAGGUCGUCGUAUAUAUAAACAUAAAGGUAUUGAAAUAUGGGCACGACCAAUAACGCCAAUACAUCAAUCAUAUUAUUCUUACGCAAUUGCGUUCUUGAAUAGAAGAACAGAUGGUACACCUUCGGACGUUUCAGUUACAUUAAAAGAACUUGGUUUACAAUAUCCUGGAGGAUACAAAGUAGAAGAUUUAUACGAAGAUGUGAACUAUGGUGUCUUAUUGCCACAUACAAAGAUAAAAGUUAAAGUAAAUCCAUCUGGGGUAGUUAUUCUACGAUGUGAUUUACAACUUGAAGACAUCUAUACCUCAAGUCAUUAUACAUCUUAUGAGCCUUUAAAUCAAGUUUUUAAAGUUAGGCAAAAUCCAUAUGAAUAAUGAGAUGUUCAAUAUUACAUUUCUUUUUGGUUUCUUUUUACUAUAAAUAUUUGAUCAUGCUAUAAUAUAUUUCCGAAAAUAAGAAGUAAAAAGUUUUAUAUAAGUCGUUUCCAAGGCCAUUGCCACAUUUGUGUACACCUUUCUGGAUGUGGCAUCAUAGCCAAGUGUCGACCGUCAGUUGAACAUAUAGCAGCUAUACCCUCUAAUGAAAAUGAUUUGUUCUUUUAUAAUUUUAUAUAUAGAUAAGUUUAUAUAUAUUAUUAUUUUAUAAAACUUACACACAUAUUUAUCAACUCACCUAUGCUACCAUUGGGAUUGAAUGGAUAUUUAUCAGUGGGAUUACCAUAAUCAUCGGUAUAUUUAAUCGCAAGACAGUUUAAUUUUUUCAGUGUAUACAAUAAUUCACUGUUGCGAAAUGUAAAUCUUCCUUCACCAUGUGCAAUCCAUACACCAAAUACACUACCCUCCAUUCCUUGCAGCAUGAUAGACGGUGAUUUUUCAAUUCUAACAUUACUCCAUCGACAUUCAAAUCUUUCUGAUAUAUUAUGAUCUAAGAAAAUAUCUGGUUCUUCUUUACAACCUAUAGAAAUAAUACGUAGUAUCUCUGCAUGCCAAAAUUUUAUAUUUUUCUAUAUAACAUACAAAUUUACCAUUGUCUUUUCCAAUCCAUCCUAACAAACUCAUUAAUUGACAGCCAUUACACACUCCUAAACUGAACGUGUCUUUGGAAUUAACAAAUAUUUCUAACUGUUUUUCUAAUAGUGGGUGAAAUUUCAAACACGCCGCCCAUCCUUUUGCAGAGCCUAAAACGUCUGUAAAUAAUUUUCAUUAUUAAAGGAAUACAUAUAAA
Molecule: messenger RNA, 2284 nt
Organism: Vespula pensylvanica (western yellowjacket)
Lineage: Eukaryota; Metazoa; Arthropoda; Insecta; Hymenoptera; Vespidae
Product: alpha-N-acetylgalactosaminidase
Exons: 10
Coding region: 115-1434 (439 amino acids)
Biological process (GO): glycosylceramide catabolic process; glycoside catabolic process; oligosaccharide metabolic process
Cellular component (GO): cytoplasm
Molecular function (GO): alpha-galactosidase activity
Source: RefSeq, a predicted model, not a curated record